AUGUCAACAAAUCGUGUUGCUGUUUACGGCGGUCGAGGAGGACUUGGUUCAGUAAUUGUUGAUUAUUUCAAAAGUAAAAACUUUUGGACGUUAAGUAUAGACAUUAUAAAGAAUGAAGUGGCUGAUGCAAAUGUGGUGGUAAACAAGGAUUUUUCGUGGACAGAACAGGAAGAUUUGAUUCUCAAAUCUGUCGGUGAAACACUAAAUGGUGAACGUCUGGAUGCAGUAUUGUGUGUAGCAGGUGGCUGGGCUGGUGGUAAAGUUAAUAGUGAAAAUAUGAUUAAAAAUUCGGAAAUCCUAUGGAAACAGAAUGUUUGGACAUCCACUAUAUCUGCUCGAAUUGCUGUGUUGUAUUUGAAAAAUGGCGGUCUUCUCCAAUUCACUGGUGCAGCAUCGGUGUUGAAAGAUACAUCAGAAAUGUUGGGAUAUGGUAUAGCAAAGGCAGCAGUACAUCAAUUGACUAAAAGUCUUGCUCCUAAAAAAUCUGGAAUGCCCGAUGAAUCUACCGUUGUUGCUCUUUUGCCAACAAUGCUAGAUACUGCACAGAAUCGCAAAUGGAUGCCAAAAGCGAACACUGAUUCAUGGACAUCGCUUAAUUACAUAGCAGAACUAUUGCAUGAUUGGACGUUAACUCCAUCAUCACGACCUCCAAACGGUUCAUUAGUCGAAAUAAUUACACAAAACAAACAAAAUGAAUUGAAGAUACACUGA
Messenger RNA from Acanthocheilonema viteae, 711 nucleotides. Lineage: Eukaryota; Metazoa; Nematoda; Chromadorea; Rhabditida; Onchocercidae. The record is from the annotation of a GenBank genome assembly.